CAGAGCACCUGCACAAGCUCCCUGAACUUCAGAGCUCCUCUCUCUUACCAAGACCUCCAGUCCAUGUUAAAGACCCACAGGCUGUGCUGAAGAGGCCGGUAAAAAGAAAAGACCCUAGUUUGAAUCUCUUAAAAGCACGAGAGCGGAUGUAUUUUCCAGGCUGGUACACACAGUCACCUUCACCUCAGCGAAGAAAACCGCAACACAGGACACGUACACGGUCACCUGUCCACCUGCCUCCUCUACCAGCCACUACAAAGAAAGUGUUGUCAACCCCCAGUCUACCCAAAAGGCCCUUUUCCAUUAGAAGUGGUGAACAGCUGGAUAAUUCCACUUUCAAAAUCUAUGAGUACAGCAAAGAUGACUUUUUGAUGAUCAGCCAGGAGGGUGUGGUAUCAGUACGGGAAGAUGAGUACGACUUUGUAACCCUGGAGCGCUGGGAAGAGGAGUACAACCACCACUGUAAAAUUAUCCGCAUUCCCUUCUUUGCCCACUUCAAAAAGUGGAAGCCUUUCUACAUCUGGCGUACCAAAGUUCGUGCCAAGAAGACUCAUUUGGCCAGGGAGUCCCUCCGAAGACGCUUGUUCACUGUCAGUCAGUCUCUAAGUCCUGCACUGAUAGAUAUCAGGAAAAUGUGUUGCCAAAUCAGUGACACAGGCUUGUGUCACAUGGAGAAAAAACACACUUACGCACUGCAGGAGUUCCAGGAAGCCCAAUUCAAACAACUGCAAGAGAGGUUGAAUGACUUGAAAAAGUUUGAAGAUCUGGUUAAAGAGGUGACAAUUUGUGCCUGCCGCAACUUCAUGCUGGAACCUCAGUCCAAGUCUAACAACCCAUCUGAUCAAAAGGACAAGACACUGAUUAUGCAAAUCAACGAGACAAUUCUCUCCAGUCGCCUUGUCUGCUUUAUCCGCCUUGUUGACUAUUUGGUCGUCAACACCUUGCACACACUGGUGGUGAAUGAAGCUGCCAAACUUUUGGCUGUGCUUCAGGAGCAGCUGCAUGAAACACCAAGCCAUGCAGUCAUUCAGAGCUGGAGUCAGCCUUCUGAGCGUGUUACCGAGCCUGCAGAGGAGGAGAUUGAUACAAAGCCUGGUGAGCCAGAAACCCCCCAAGUUCAACCUAUGUUCAUCUGUGAGCUGUUGCUGGACACACAUGCCUUGACCUUCAACCCCUCUGAGGAGAACUUUCAGGAGACCAGUGAUGAAAUCAUCGAACAGUUUGAGAAGACAGUGAUGUCAGUCAAUACGCUUACAGCUAAUCCAGAUUUUGAUUCACUGAUACAGCCUGGAGAGUUUGAGACAUUGGAAAAUAAAUAUGAAAGGGGCCCCAAUUUGGAAUUAAUCAUGAAGACUGAUGGCCACCUUCAAAACAUUGUCCAAAAAAUCAAGGAAUCAGUGCAGGUUGCCUUUGAGGCAGCAACAGUGUACUCACACAUGUUUGAGCGCUUUAGACUGUUCUAUAGGGAGAACGAGAAUCAAGAUGUGGAUGCUGUGCAACAACAGGAUCAGGGUUUGUCCUACUUUGAAAAAGCACUGCAAUUGUACCACACUGAGCAUAAAGACGCCUUAGCCAUUCAACAGAAAAGACAUCUGGGUUUACUGCUGGUGGACAAAACAAAACUGAAAGAGAAGCUUGUGUCUUCCCCUGUACGCUGUCUGGAGGUCAUCAACGAGAUGCUCACCAAGCUGGCAAAGUGGAGACUUGAUGCCGUCAUUGCUGAGGCUUGUGACGCCCAGUUUAAACUAGAAUUACAUCCCACUACUACCACUGAGUUUGCCAGCUCACUCACAUUCCUUGAUGAGAUACAGGACAGGAUUACAGUGCUAGAAGAGGAACAAGAGGCGGUGUCUCAGAUGUACAGUCUGAUUAAAACAUAUUCAAUUCCCACUCCACCUGAAGAUCUGGUGGUUUUUGCCACCUUGCGGUCCUCCAUUAAUUCACUCCACAGCAUCAUUGAUGAGGCAGUGACAGAGAGGGAAAGCUGCAUGGACAAGUUUUCCAAUACCCUGCAAAAAGACAUAAUGAAUCUAACCCGUGAGGUCAUGAAAAGCAAACAGAAGAUACAGGAUCCUCAAAUCUUAGACAUCAAUGCAGACUCCUCCCAAGUUCGUGUGCUGCUUGGGGAAAUACAGAUUUCUGUUGACGAGAUGCAGGCCCACGCUUCAACCUACACUUCCUACCAGAAGAAAUUCAAGAUGGAGGUGACCAAAUUUGACACCCUGGAGGAGUUAACUGCAGAGAUGAGGCUGAAGCAGCUGCUGUGGGACUCUCUUGAGGAAUGGGACUCUCUCCAAAGUGGGUGGCAGCAGAGCACACUUGAACAACUGGACUUGGAGCAGCUCAACUCACAGGUGACCAAGUACAGCAAAUACGUCAACCAGCUGGAGAAGGACUUGCCACGAAACAAUGUACUGCCAAGUCUGAAGGACAAGGUGGAAGUCAUGAAGCACAGGCUGCCUGUGCUCACUGAUCUGCGUAACCCAUGUAUGAAGCCAGAACAUUGGAAGAUCAUGGAGUCAAUUGUGGGGACCUCUUUGAAUGUCACAGACCUCACCGUUGCUCUUUUGGAGGAAAUCAACAUAUUCUCCUUUGGCAAGGAGAUACAAGAGGUGUCGGGACAGGCUUCAGGAGAAGCGUCCGUGGAGAUCAUUGUUGCAAAGGUUGAGGACGUGUGGAGAACCACAGAGUUCACUGCUCUGUCUCACGGUGACAACAAAGACGUGUUCAUUUUGGGAGGCACAGAUGAUAUCCAGGUUCUCCUGGAUGACAGCCUUAUUAAUGUGGGCACAGUGGCAUCUUCUCGCUACGCGGCGCCCAUCAAGCCUAGGGUGGACAAUUUGCUGAGGCAGCUGACUCUCUUCAGCCAAACACUGGAUGAGUGGCUCACAUGCCAAAGGAGCUGGCUGUACCUGGAAAGUAUUUUCUUAGCUGCAGACAUCAAGAGGCAGCUGCCUGCAGAGUCUAAGAUGUUUCUUAAGGUGGACAAAUCCUGGAAGGAGAUCAUGGCAAGGGUCAAGAAGAGGCCCAAUGCCCUUAAUGCCGCCACUCAGCCUGAUCUGUUGGAGACUUUUCAGCACAACAAUGCUCUUCUGGAUGAGAUACAGAAGUGUCUGGAAGCCUACCUUGAAUCCAAGAGAGUCAUCUUCCCCAGGUUCUACUUCUUAUCUAACGAUGAGCUGCUAAAGAUCUUGGCCCAGACAAGAAACCCUCAGGCUGUGCAGCCACACCUCAGGAAGUGUUUUGAUGCUAUUACCCGGCUGGAGUUUGCUUUGCUGCCUAAAGAGCCUGCUGGUGCAACAGGACCAGCACACAGUGCCGGAGAACAGGAGAACAUAUACAGCAAAGAUAUCCUGUAUAUGAUCUCUCCUGAGGGAGAGAAGGUGGCUAUGACGAAAGGUCUAAAGGCACAAGGCAAUGUGGAAGACUGGCUUUGCAAGGUGGAGGAGGCCAUGUUCUCUUCACUGCGACGCCUCAGCAAGGCCGCCAUCGCAGACUACCAGACCAGGUCCAGGGAGGAAUGGGUGGUGGCUGGACAUCCGUCUCAGGUGGUGCUGACCAUCUCACAGAUGAUGUGGUGCAGGGACAUGGAUGGUUGCCUGGAGGGAGACCAUGACCACUUCGCUGCCCUACAGGAAUUCGAACUCACCAACAUUGUUAGACUAAAUUCCCUGGCAGCAUUGGUACGAGGACAGCUUCCUACUUUACACCGCAAUAUCGUCACUGCCCUCAUCACCAUCGAUGUCCAUGCAAGAGACAUUGUCACAGAUCUCGUCAAGCAGAAGGUUGACACCAGGUCUAACUUUGAAUGGCAGAGACAGCUACGAUACUACUGGGACUUGGAUAUGGACAACUGUGUUGCCAAAAUGGCUCUGUCCACUUACAUUUAUGGCUAUGAAUACCUCGGAGCUUGUCCACGGCUGGUCAUCACACCACUUACAGACCGUUGCUACCUGUGCCUGAUGGGGGCUCUUCAGCUGGACUUGGGAGGUGCGCCAGCUGGGCCAGCAGGGACAGGCAAAACAGAGACUACUAAAGACUUAGCCAAGGCACUGGCCAUACAGUGUGUGGUCUUCAACUGCUCUGAUGGGCUUGACUAUAAGAUGAUGGGUCGCUUCUUCAGUGGACUUGCUCAGUCGGGAGCCUGGUGUUGUUUUGAUGAAUUCAACCGAAUCGACAUUGAAGUGUUGUCUGUGAUCGCCCAGCAGCUCAUUACCAUACGAAACGCAAAAGCUGCUAAGCUGUCAAGGUUUCGAUUUGAGGGCCAUGAGAUCAAGCUUGUGAUGACAUGUGCAGCAUUCAUCACCAUGAACCCAGGCUACGCUGGGAGAACAGAGCUACCUGACAACCUGAAGGCUCUCUUUAGGCCCAUAGCCAUGAUGGUGCCAAACUAUGCACAUAUUGCUGAGGUGAUUUUGUACUCAGAGGGAUUUGAAUCGAGUAAGACCCUAGCAAGGAAAAUGACCCAGAUGUACAAGCUGUGCUCUGAACAGCUGUCUCAGCAGGACCACUAUGACUUUGGCAUGAGAGCCGUCAAGUCUGUCCUGGUCAUGGCUGGGUCUCUAAAGAGAGAUAACCCCCACCUCAGUGAAGAUGUGGUUCUUAUCAGAGCGCUGAGAGAUUCCAACCUGCCAAAGUUCCUCACUGAUGAUGCUGUGCUGUUUAGUGGUAUCCUGUCAGACCUGUUCCCUGGUGUGUGCAUCCCUGAGCAUGACUAUGGUGUACUGCACUCCACCAUCUUGGAGUCUCUGCUGAAGCGUAACCUCCAGCCACUGGAUAGCAUGAUCAAAAAGGUGAUCCAGCUCUAUGAGACCAUGUUAGUGCGUCAUGGUGUGAUGUUAGUAGGGCCUACAGGUGGCGGUAAGACCACUGUCUACACCAUCCUGGCAGAGACUCUGGAGACCCUCCAUCGCACAGGACACAAGGCGAACAACUCUUUCUAUCAGCCUGUCAGGACCUAUGUCCUCAACCCUAAAUCUGUCACAAUGGGAGAGCUCUACGGAGAGGUUAACCCUUUGACACUGGAGUGGCGCGACGGACUAAUGGCAUUGAGCGUCCGAGAGGCAGUCAGUGACACCAGCGAUGACCACAAGUGGGUGAUUUGCGACGGGCCGGUUGAUGCCCUGUGGAUUGAGAACAUGAACACAGUGCUGGAUGACAACAAGAUGCUCUGUUUGGCCAACAGCGAGAGAAUCAAACUGACUUCAUCCAUACAUAUGGUGUUUGAGGUGCAAGACUUAGCCGUAGCAUCUCCGGCCACAGUCAGUCGCUGUGGGAUGGUAUACAUUGAUCCUGAUGAGCUCAAGUGGAUGCCCUAUGUCCAGACAUGGAUCAGUGGUCUUGGAGAGAAGCUCCCAGACCCAGUGCGCACAUACCUGCUGGAGCUGUUUGAGCGCUGUGUUGAGAAGGGUCUCCAGUUCGUGCUGAAACAUUGUGACCAAGUGAUUCGCCAGGUGGAAAUCAGUAAAGUCACCACACUGUGCUUCCUGCUGGAGGCACUUUUGCUGGGCCAAGGAGGAACAAACCUCAACAUGGAUUCCAAGGUCCUCAACAGCGUAUUAUGCCAGACCUUCGUGUUUAGUUACAUUUGGGCAGUUGGUGGAAACCUGCCCAGUUCUCACUGGGAUGCUUUUGACGCAUUUGUAAAGGAGCAGUUUGAAGACAACAGCCUCGCUAAGCUCCCAAAGCAUGGCACCCUGUGGAGCAUGUACAUGAACUUUGACAACAAGCAAUUGGAGUCAUGGGAGAAGAUAAUUCCUUCAUUUAAUUACAACAAAGAGCAGCCAUUUUUUGAGAUGCUGGUUCCCACCACAGACACUGUUCGCUAUGGAUACUUGAUGGAGAAACUGCUGUCUGUUGGGCGUCCUGUGCUCUUCACUGGAGACACUGGGGUCGGGAAGUCGGUGGUGGCUCGGGACCUUCUUAAUAAUAUCCAGGAGAAGGCUGGAUACCUUCCCGUCUACAUCAGCUUCUCCGCUCAGACCUCAUCUGCCUGCACACAAGAGAUCAUUGAGUCCAAGCUGGAAAAAAAGAGGAAAAACCUCCUGGGUGGCCCCAGUAACAAGAAGGUGGUGGUCUUUGUGGAUGACCUAAAUAUGCCCAAACUGGACAGUUAUGGCUCUCAGCCGCCCAUAGAGCUCCUGCGACAGUUCCAAGACUUUUCUGGCUUCUAUGACAGAAAGAAGUUCUUUUGGAAGGAGAUCCAGGACAUGACCAUUGCAGCAGCCUGCGCUCCUCCAGGAGGCGGACGCAACCCUGUGACCCCCAGAUUCAUCCGCCACUUCAGCAUGCUGUGUCUGCCCACACCCUCAGAGCACUGCCUCAAGCAGAUCUUCAAAGCUAUAUUGAAUGGUUUCCUCAGUGACUUUUCUCAUGCGGUGAAGGACUGUGCUGGACAGAUUGUGGAUGCUGCUGUGGAGAUUUACAACCGUUUAAGCGUGGACCUUCUCCCCACUCCAGCUAAGUCCCACUAUGUCUUCAACCUCAGAGACCUCUCCAAGUGUGUCCAAGGCAUAUUGCAGUGUGAGCCGAAUCAAGUGAGAGACAAGAACCAAAUCUUCCGUCUCUUCUGCCACGAGUGUCAGCGGGUCUUCCACGAUCGACUCAUUAACAACCAAGAUAAGACGUAUUUCAACACCAUCGUCUGUGAGAUGGCGUGCAAAUAUUUCAGUAUUAAUUUGGAGCCCUCAUACUUUAUGAAUCAACCCAUCAUAUUUGGAGACUUCAUCAAGGUUGGUCUAGACAAAGAAGAUCGUCUGUAUGAGGAUCUGACCGACAUGGAUAAGAUCCAGACUGUCCUCGAGGAUUACCUCAAUGAUUACAACACAACCUUCUCUAAGGAGACCAAGCUGGUUUUCUUUCAAGAUGCCGUUGAACAUGUCUCCAGAAUUGCCCGUAUCAUUCGCCAGGAGAGAGGCAAUGCCCUGCUCGUAGGAGUGGGAGGUACAGGCAAGAAGUCACUCACUCGGUUAGCAGCCCACAUGUGUGGUUACCGCUGCUUUGAGAUUGAGCUCAGUCGAGGCUACAACUAUGACAGCUUCCAUGAAGACUUGAGGAGACUGUGUAAGAUGGCCGGUGUGGAGGGCAAAGACAUGGUGUUUCUGUUUACAGACACUCAGAUUGUGGUGGAGGAGUUUUUGGAGGAUAUAAACAACCUGCUGAACUCGGGCGAGGUGCCCAAUCUUUUUGAAAAAGAUGAAUUGGAACAAGUUCUGGCUGCAACGCGACCUAAAGCCAAAGAGGCUGGAAUCAGUGAGGAGAACAGGGAUGAGGUGUUCCAGUAUUUCAUCUCUCGUGUACGGGAGAAGCUGCACAUUGUGCUGUGUAUGAGUCCCGUGGGCGAUGCCUUCAGGUCCCGCUGUCGCAUGUUUCCUUCACUGGUCAACUGCUGCACCAUCGACUGGUUUGUGCAGUGGCCUCGUGAGGCGCUGCUCUCCGUCUCUCAGGCCUUCUUCCGGAAUGUGGACUUCGGUAGCAAUGAACUGAAGCGCAGCUUCUCAGCCAUGUGUGUUGAGAUACAUGUGAGUGUCACUGAUAUGGCUGAGCGAUUCUACUCAGAGCUGAGGCGCAGAUACUACACUACACCCACCUCUUACCUGGAGCUAAUCAACCUCUACCUGGCCAUGCUUGAGGACAAGAGACAGCAGCUAAAGCUAGCCAGGGAUCGUGUGAAGAAUGGUUUGGGCAAACUUUUAGAGACCAAUGAGCUGGUGGACAAAAUGAAAGUGGACCUGUCUGCUCUGGAGCCAGUUCUGAAACAAAAGUCCACUGAUGUUGAUGCCCUCAUGAAGAAACUGGCUGUCGACCAGGAGCAAGCUGACGAGGUGCGUAAGGUAGUGAAAGAAGAUGAGGCUUUGUCCAAGGUCAAAGCUGAAGACACCCAGGCCAUAGCUGAUGAUGCCCAGAGAGACCUGGAUGAAGCUCUGCCAGCCCUGGACGGAGCCAAUCAGGCUCUUAGUUCUCUUGACAAGGCUGACAUUUCUGAGAUCAAGGUUUUCACCAAACCUCCAGACUUGGUUAUGACUGUCAUGGAGGCUGUCUGCAUUCUUCUCAACUGCAAACCAGACUGGCCCGGUGCCAAGCAAUUACUGGGAGAUGCCAAUUUCCUCAGGCGUCUAACAGACUAUGACAAGGAUAAUAUCAAGCCUCAGAUCCUGCUGAAGCUGCAAAAAUACAUCAACAACCCUGAUUUCAUACCCGAGAAGGUGGAGAAGGUAUCCAGAGCAUGCAGAUCUAUGUGCAUGUGGGUCAGAGCCAUGGACCUUUAUGCCAGAGUUCUUAAAGAAGUCGCACCCAAGAGAGAAAAACUAGCCAUGGCCCAGAAAGAACUGGAUAUGACCAUGGCCACCCUGAGGGAGAAGCAGGAAAAGCUUCAGGAGGUGGAAAACCAGAUCAAGGUGCUACAGGAUCAGUUUGACAGCAGUCAAAAUGAGAAGGAGAAUUUGGUUAACACCAUGUCUCUGACAAAGGCCCGUUUGACGAGGGCAGGGAAGCUAACCUCUGCUCUAGGUGAUGAGCAGGUCCGCUGGGAGGAAAGUGUUGCCUUGUUUGAACAAGAGAUCAUCAAUGUUGUGGGCAACGUCUUCAUUGCAGCUGCCUGUGUAGCCUACUAUGGAGCAUUCACUUCUCACUAUAGACAGCUGCUAAUUGAUCAGUGGAUUAAACAGUGUCAGGAGCUAAAGAUUCCAAUCAGUUCCAGCUUCAGCCUGAUCAACAUUUUGGGUGACCCAUUCGUCAUCCGCCAGUGGAACACAGAAGGACUGCCCCGUGAUACCGUCUCUACAGAGAAUGGUAUCCUGGUGACCCAGGGCCGCCGCUGGCCACUUAUGAUCGACCCACAGGAUCAGGCCAACCGAUGGAUCCGCUCCAAGGAGACCAAGCAUGGUCUAAAGGUGAUCAAGUUGACAGACCCUGGUUUUCUUCGUACCUUAGAGAAUGCUAUUCGUAUGGGAAUGCCUGUGCUGCUAGAGGAGUUAAAAGAGACCCUAGAUCCAGCACUCGAGCCCAUCCUACUGAAGCAAACCUUUGUAGAGGCUGGCCGCACACUGAUCAGACUUGGGGACUCGGAUAUUGACUAUGACAAAAACUUCAGGUUCUACAUGACCACUAAGUUGGCCAACCCACACUACCUACCUGAGGUGUGUAUCAAAGUCACAAUCAUCAAUUUCACUGUGACUAAGUCUGGCUUGGAAGAUCAGCUGCUCAGUGAUGUGGUGCGCCUGGAGAGUCCACACCUUGAACAGCAGAGGAAUGAGCUGAUUGUCCGCAUCAACGCUGAUCGCAAUCAGCUGAAAGAUAUCGAAGACCGCAUCCUCAAGCUCCUCUUCACCUCUGAGGGGAAUAUACUAGAUAAUGAAGAGCUUGUUCAGACGCUCCAAGAGUCAAAGGUGACAUCUGAAGCCAUAAAGCACCGUCUGGAGGAGGCAGAAGCUACUGAGCUGAUGAUCAACUCUGCAAGAGAACGCUACAGACCCGUGGCCACCCGAGGCUCUGUCUUGUACUUUGUCAUUGCCAGUCUCUCUGAGAUCGAUCCUAUGUACCAGUUCUCCCUCAAGUACUUCAAACAGUUAUUUAACUCCACCAUUGAGACGUCAGAGAAAAGCAGCGUGUUAGAGGAGCGUCUCCAGAUCUUGCUGGACCAGAUCUUGCUCAACUCCUACAUCAAUGUGUCCCGGGGCCUGUUUGAGCAGCAUAAGCUUAUCUACAGCUUCAUGUUAUGCGUAGAGAUCAUGAAGCAACGCGGGGAGAUUUCUGAUGCGGAAUGGCAGCACUUCCUAAGAGGAGCAGCUAGUCUGGAACAGGACAAGCCAGAGCGGCCCGAUGUGCCAUGGCUUAGUGAUUUUUACUGGCAGACAAGUUGUGAGCUCGAGAGCACACUGCCUUGCUUCAAGGGCAUCUCCAAGGAAAUCACCAGAACCCAUAUUGACAUCAGGCUUGGACGUUUUCAAGCAUCUAUUAAUCCAGAGACUUGGGAAGACUAUGUGUCAGAGUUGCCUUCGCUUGGAGAAUUGAAGAAAGGGAGUGGCAUCAGAGGUUAUUGGAAUGAGAGGUUGGGAGCCUUUCAGAAGCUAAUCCUUAUCAAGAGCUUUGUGGAAGAAAAGGUGGUGUUUGCAGCGACAGAGUUUGUGAUUGUCAGCCUUGGGAAGCAGUUCGUGGAAAACCCUCCAGUUGACUUGGCUAACCUUUACAGCGAUAUGUCCCCUGUCACUCCACUGGUCUUCAUUCUAAGCACAGGAUCCGACCCUAUGGGAGCCUUCCAACGUUUUGCCAAAGAGGGAGGAUGUCUUGACAGAGUUGAGUCCAUUUCAUUGGGUCAAGGCCAAGGACCUAUAGCUGAGAAAAUGAUCUAUGAGGCACUGAAAAGUGGCAAGUGGGUCUUUCUGCAAAACUGCCAUCUGGCUGUUUCCUGGAUGCUGGCCAUGGAGGAGCUCAUCAAGACCUUUACUGAGCCGGAUACAUCAAUACACAAGGAAUUCCGUUUGUUUCUCAGUUCCAUGCCGACCAAAGUGUUUCCUGUUACAGUGCUUCAAAACUCUGUCAAGGUGACCAAUGAGCCUCCCAAAGGCCUGCGAGCCAACAUGCUACGGGCCUUCAGAGAGGUCUCUAGUGAUUUCUUCGAGGGGCACGUUCUGGGACGUCAGUGGAGGAAGAUUGUGUUUGGAAUCUGCUUUUUCCAUGCAGUCAUCCAGGAGAGAAAGAAGUUUGGCCCUCUGGGCUGGAACAUUCCCUAUGAGUUCAAUGACAGUGACCGGGAAUGUGCUCUUCUCAACCUCAAACUCUACUGCAAAGAUGGCAACAUCCCCUGGGACGCUCUCACCUACAUCACUGGUGAAAUCACAUAUGGAGGCAGAGUGACAGAUGCCUGGGAUCAGCGCUGCCUUAGGACAAUCCUCAAAGGUUUCUUCUCCCCAAAAACUCUGGAACAUGGCUACAUCUAUUCCUCCUCGGGUAUCUACUAUGCCCCAGAGACGGAUCAACUGGAGCAAUAUAAGCAAUACAUUGAGAGUCUUCCAAUCAUAGAUGAUCCUGAGAUCUUUGGCAUGCAUGAGAACUCCAACCUGGCCUUCCAGCGGCAGGAAACCCUGACUCUAAUUAACACCAUACUGGAUGUUAAUCCUCGCUCUUCAGCUCAGCAUGGAGCUAAAAGCAAUGAUGAGAUCAUCUGUGAGCUAGCUGAGUCUAUACUUAUCAGGCUACCAGAGCGUCUGGACAUGGAUGAAGCAGUUGAAUCUCUGUUUGUACAAGAUGAACAUGGCCGCCUUAACUCCCUCACUACGGUGUUGAGCCAGGAAGUGGACAGAUUCAACAACCUGCUGAGAGUGCUGCAGGCAUCUCUCAUCACUCUGAAGAAGGCCAUAGCAGGUCUAGUGGUGAUGUCAGAAGAGAUGGACCGUAUCUAUACGAGCUUCCUGAACAACCAGGUUCCCGCACACUGGGCAAACUCUUCCUACCCUUCUCUCAAACCCCUGGCAUCCUGGGUCAGAGACCUUGCUCUCAGAAUCUCGUUCAUUCAGACUUGGAUCACACGUGGUCAGCCCAAAUCUUUCUGGAUCUCAGGAUUCUUCUUCCCUCAAGGCUUUCUGACUGGUGUGCUGCAGAAUCAUGCAAGAUUCUACAAGUUGCCCAUUGAUGAGCUUAGCUUCCACUUUAAUGUGCUGCCAGUGUACAGAGACCAGGCAGCAAUCUGUGAGGCUCUGCGAACUCUGCCCGCCAAUGCUCAACUAGACAUGGAUGAUGAGUUACCAGAACCUGAGGACGGCGUGCUGGUUCACGGCAUGUUCAUGGACGCCAGCCGCUGGAACGAUGACAACAUGGUGGUUGAAGAUGCUUUACCUCGAGUGAUGAACGCUGUCUUGCCGGUGGUGCACUUUGAGCCACAGCAGAAUUAUGUGCCUGAGUUGGGCCUCUACCAUGCUCCUCUGUACAAGACCUCAGCCCGAGCUGGGACUCUGUCCACCACUGGUCAUUCAACUAAUUUUGUUGUGACGGUAAUGCUUCCCUCCAACCGACCCAGUGAUUAUUGGAUAUCAAAAGCCUCUGCUCUCCUGUGCCAGUUGGAUGAUUAAGUUUUUAUUCGAGGACGAAGAGGAAUUUGAAAUGUAACUUUAAAUAAAUACUGUAUCUUUUC
Solea solea (common sole) is the source of this 12127-nucleotide messenger RNA. RefSeq names its product dynein, axonemal, heavy chain 6 (gene dnah6). Gene Ontology annotation, cellular component: dynein complex. Gene Ontology annotation, molecular function: minus-end-directed microtubule motor activity; ATP hydrolysis activity; ATP binding. NCBI's taxonomy places the organism in Eukaryota, Metazoa, Chordata, Actinopteri, Pleuronectiformes, Soleidae. Gene Ontology annotation, biological process: microtubule-based movement. The coding region runs from base 147 to 12065 and encodes 3972 amino acids. The transcript has 80 exons. The record is from RefSeq and is a predicted model, not a curated record.